AUGCAGCGUGUCAACAUUAGCGCCCGUCGCAGGGUAUCAACAGCAGCGCCAGUUUUAGAGUGUCAACAUCAGCGCCCGUCGCAGUGCAACAUCAGCCCGUCGCAUUGUGUCAACAUUAGCGGCUGUCUCAGUUUGUUAACAUCAGCGCCCGUCGCAGUGUGUCAACAUCAGCGCCCGUCGCAGUGCAACAUCAGCCCGUCGCAUUGUGUCAACAUUAGCGGCUGUCUCAGUUUGUUAACAUCAGCGCCCGUCGCAGUGUGUCAACAUCAGCGCCCGUCGCAGCGUGUCAAUAUCAGAGCCCGUCGCAAAGUGUUCACAUCAGCGCCCAUCGCAGCGUGUCAACAUGAGCGCCCGUCGCAGUGUGUCAACAUCAGCGCCCGUCGCAGAACAACAUUAGCGCCCGUCCCAGCGUGUCAACAUCAGCGCCCACCGCAGAGCACCAUUAGCGCCCACCGCAGCGUGUCAGCAUCAGCAUACGUCUCAGAGUCGCCCGUCGCAGAGUGUCAACAUCAGCGCCCAUCGCAGUGUGUCAACAUCAGCGCCGUCGCAGCGUGUCAACAUCAGCGCACGUCGCAGUGUGUCAUCAUCAGCGCCCGUCGCAGCGUGUUAACAUCAGCACCCGUUGCAGCGUGUCAACAUCAGUGUACGCCGCAGUGUGUCAACAUCCGUGCCAUCGCAUCUUGUCAACAUCAGCGCAUGUCGCUGUGUGUCAACAUCAGCGCCCGUUGCAGUGUGACAACACAAGCGCAUGUCGCAGUGUGUCAUCAUCAGCGCCCGUUGCAGGGUGACAACACCAGCGCCCAUCGCAGCGUGUCAACAUCAGCGCCCGUAGCAGCGUGUCAACAUCAGCGCCCGUCGCAGUGUGUCAACAUCAGCGCCCGUCGCAGUGUGUCAACAUCAGCGCCCAUCGCAGUGUGUCAACAUUAG
This is a messenger RNA of Mya arenaria, 927 nucleotides long. RefSeq lists its product as uncharacterized. NCBI's taxonomy places the organism in Eukaryota, Metazoa, Mollusca, Bivalvia, Myida, Myidae. The record is from RefSeq and is a predicted model, not a curated record. The transcript has 2 exons. Bases 1 to 927 code for a protein of 308 amino acids.